AUGGAUCGUCUCUUGGUGUCUCAGGACCUAUGCGUCGACUCAACUCCUUCACCUCAGGAAACUACGCUGCAAUACGCUCUGAAACGAACAGAAACGUCUGCCUCCUCACAAGCUGUUAUUGAUGGCGCACCUUUGGGUACUCUUCGCCACCACUACCCCUGUCCAGCGGUUGAACACUGGGUGAGCUCCGGGCCCAGCAGUCCAACAUCGAUGAUGCCUUGUCAAAACCCAUGGGCCAUGGAAACCUCAGCCUUCACGCUGCCAUCAUCUCACACAUCUACACCGUCAAUGCCUGACGGCCUUCCACGUUUUUUUCUUUCCUGUGAUAGCGACUGGCCAUCAUCCUCAUUGACGUCGGGCCCGACCCCAGGACAGCUAAGGCCGGGGCCAUCUCGUACCAAUGAUAGCAGGACAUCCUCUGAGUGGAUGCGGGAGCCAGACAAUGAUGUUUCCUAUGCUUUGAAGCCUGAUCGCUAUACAGCAACAUCUGAAGCUUUUGGGCCGCAUCAACGCCCAUCUGGCAUUCUUACAACAACCUAUCCCACCGCAGCGUUAACGCCACCGUCACCAGCCUUCUCGGCUUCGUCGCGCCAGAUGUGCUCUCCUGUAAUCAAAUCCGAAUUUGGCCGCGCUGAUACGCGAUCAACACCAGCUAACGCAGAGGGGGAGGCGAGCAUCGACCCGCCCUACUCCACACUUAUUUACGAAGCUCUCCGGAACGCACCUGGUAAGAAACUGUCUCUUCAGGAGAUUUACGGCUGGUUCGAAGAGAAUACCACGAAAGGAAAGGAUCGCAGUUCCAAAGGGUGGCAAAACAGCAUUCGACACAACUUAUCCAUGAACGCGGGUUUUGAGGCUGUUCGAGUGGAGAAAGCACCGGGCAAGAAAGCCCUGAAUUACUGGCGUCUGACAGAUGAGGCUAUAACCCACGGUAUUCAGUCUACAACCCGGUAUAGAAAGCAGGCGAAUUAUAAAAAGACUGUGGGCUCAGACCCACCAGCUCCUCAACGCCAACGAUCCGGAGCGAAGGGAGGGAAAGCUACAAAAAUCACAGCUAAAUUCCGCGGGCUUAUGAACCAGGAUGAACUACGGAAGGAACGGUAUCAUCAACGACUGGUGUCGCAGCGGCGACCACACAAGAUCCUUCACAGUCAACACCACCCGUCACCUGUGACAGCGGCGGUCGUCUCGCGAUUUCAUGCAUCAUGCCCAGCAACACCACUGACUCGGAGAAGCGUCCAAAUGGCCGCGCUGACUUGCAUAUCUAACAUACUGUAG
This is a messenger RNA of Aspergillus oryzae RIB40, 1278 nucleotides long. Its product is annotated as forkhead box transcription factor. Bases 1 to 1278 code for a protein of 425 amino acids. Gene Ontology annotation, molecular function: RNA polymerase II cis-regulatory region sequence-specific DNA binding; DNA-binding transcription factor activity, RNA polymerase II-specific. The transcript is spliced from 3 exons. NCBI's taxonomy places the organism in Eukaryota, Fungi, Ascomycota, Eurotiomycetes, Eurotiales, Aspergillaceae. The record is from RefSeq and is a predicted model, not a curated record. Gene Ontology annotation, biological process: regulation of transcription by RNA polymerase II.